AACGUCACUUCCUACAAACACGUUACCAGCCGACUGCUGCCGACUGCGUUUGGUUCAUACGCCGAGCUUGAAGUAAUUACCUAGAGCGCAUACUUUAGUCGCCGAUAUUUUGGUGCUGUGAAAAUGCUCGACCUUUUUACGAUAUUCAGCAAAAGUGGGAUUGUGUUGUGGUGUUUUCAAGGCACGACGCAGUUCUUCACUCCGUCGGUAAAUGCCUUGAUACGCACCGUUAUAUUACAGGAAAGAGGCGGCGACAACUCCUUCACCCAUGAGAACCUUGUUCUCAAGUACAAAUUGGACAACGAAUUUGAACUUGUCUUCGUAGUUGCCUAUCAAAAGGUGCUGCAACUGUCAUACGUAGACAAGUUCCUUGAUGAUGUCCACCUGGAGUUCAGGGAUAAGUACAAGGCAUGCUUGGAAUCUGGCAAUUUCUUUAGUAACUUCAACUUCAGCUCAGAGUUUGAGGAGGUAUUGCGCAGUGCUGAGGAGUACGGGAGAAUGGUGGCUACUCAGCAGAAGAAAAUGCGUACUUUUGAAGAAUCCCUCAAGUCAAAGAAGACUGUGGCAUCUAUGAUAGAGAACAAGAAGGAUGCUAAGCCUGCUGCUGCAAAGGGCAAGGAAGCUGCGAAGAAGAAACCCGAAGCACCCAAGAAGGAAGCUGUUGUAAAGGAAGUCACCAUGAAUGGUGAUGCCGGAGGAGACCCCAAUGAUGACGACAUUGUGAAGAACAGGCAGAAACUGUUCGAAAAACUGCAAGGAAAGAAGAAGCCCGAGAAAGGCGCAAAGAGCCCUGCUGCCGCAAAGGACAAGUCAAAGAAGCCUCGUAUUUGGGACCAGGGUGGCAAGUCGUCGGACCUCAAGACUCUUGACUACAGCGAAGGAGCACCUCCACAAGGCGAGGAAAGCGGUCGCUCGGAAGAGCUCCUGACUGCUGAGUCGCGAUCAUGGGUUGGCAAAGGUGGUGGGGAGAUUAAGGACAUGGAGUACUCCGAGAGCGAGGAGGAAAUUGACGAGGAAGAUGCCCCUGUCAGCUCAAAAAAGAAGUCCACCAAGGGAGGCAAGACUGGGGGCAUGUUUGGUAUGUUCCGUGGCUUGGUCGGAUCCAAGAGUAUCACAGCAGAGGACAUGGCCCCUGUUCUGGACAAGCUUAGGGAUCAUCUUAUUGCCAAGAAUGUGGCAGCUGAUGUGUCUCAAAAGCUGUGCGAUUCGGUGGGAGCCCGUCUGGAAGGACGUGUGCUGGGCAGCUUCACGGGCGUGGCGUCCACGGUGCGGGCCACCCUGGUAGAUGCGCUGGUGCAGCUGCUUUCACCCAAGCGCCGUGUAAACCUGCUGCGAGACGUCCUGGAGGCACAGCGUGCUGGACGCCCCUUCGUCAUUACCUUCUGCGGUGUGAACGGAGUUGGAAAGUCCACCAACUUGGCCAAGAUCUGCUUCUGGCUGAUUGAAAACAACUGCCGUGUGCUGAUUGCCGCCUGUGACACAUUCCGAGCUGGUGCUGUAGAGCAGCUGCGCACUCACAUGCGCCACCUGAAUGCCCUGCACCCACCUGAGAAGCAUGGCGGCAAGCAGAUGGUGCAACUGUACGAGAAGGGUUACGGAAAGGAUGCUGCAGGCAUUGCCAUGGAGGCCAUCAACUACGCUCGAGAAACAAAACUCGAUGUUGUCCUUAUUGACACAGCUGGAAGAAUGCAGGAUAAUGAACCCCUGAUGCGUGCACUGGCAAAACUAAUUACAGUGAACAAACCUGACCUAGUGCUCUUUGUGGGUGAGGCCUUGGUUGGUAAUGAGGCUGUGGAUCAGCUUGUGAAAUUCAACCAGGCCCUUGCCGACCACUCCAGUGAGGAGAGCCCACAUCUAAUUGACGGCAUUGUGCUCACCAAGUUUGACACUAUUGACGACAAGGUUGGUGCUGCGAUCUCAAUGACCUACAUCACAGGACAGCCCAUUGUUUUUGUUGGCACGGGGCAGACCUACAUCGACUUGAAAACGAUCAACGCCAAGGCAGUGGUGCAUGCACUCAUGAAGUAGACAGCACUGGUGAAGUUUGGCAGCCUUGCUUCGCUGACCUGGCUACCCUUCGCAGCCUUUCCUUCUUAGGGUAGUAGCAGUUUUGUUGAAAGUGCCACACUUUCUUUCAUUUUGGUUGAGAAAGAAGCCUUGUUAUGUCAAGUUUUUUUUUGUCGUGUUAUUGUGUUUACACGUAAAUUUUGAAGAACCGGGAGGUUCCUUCCUUGUUUUCGCUUGAAAACAACGUUUUUGAUAGUUACAUAUGCUACACGUGUUAAUUUUGUUACAUUCCUUUGAUGCUACCCUUAGUCGUUAUUUCAUCAUUUGUUGAGGAAUUCACACCUAUUAGCUUAAGUUCCCGUCAGUGUGGGAAACUACGAGCUCUGUCUGCUGGGCCUGACCACCUAAAUUUGUGUUUUACGGGCUUUCACAUCAUUUUCUUGUGCUUUUUGCUCAACACUAAAAAAAUUAUUUACAUAUGAUUAUUUGUACAGCGUGUUUUGAGCUUUUUAGCUCAAAACUAUACACAUUUUUAUGUAUUUGACGUUUAAUUCUGACCGUCAGUUUUUAAAAAAUCUUAGUCACACCUAAGGGCUGUAAUUAAUGCACCUUUAUUAAUUUUAUAUAUUUCAAUGCAAUGGCAAUGCUGUGUUGAGUGGCCCCGGUUUGAUUAUACUCUAUGAUAUGCAUAGUGCAUUUUGGCUGUGAAUUGCACCAGAACCUAACUGUGGUGUUUCGCUAACAUUGCCAUGUUGUGCUGUGGACGCUAUAAUCAGUUUACACUUGACUUGAGGAGCAGUGAUAAUUUGUGCCUGGAAAUAAAGUAUGUGUUUCAAUCUA
Molecule: messenger RNA, 2847 nt
Organism: Dermacentor silvarum
Lineage: Eukaryota; Metazoa; Arthropoda; Arachnida; Ixodida; Ixodidae
Gene: SrpRalpha
Product: signal recognition particle receptor subunit alpha
Exons: 13
Coding region: 124-2028 (634 amino acids)
Biological process (GO): SRP-dependent cotranslational protein targeting to membrane
Cellular component (GO): endoplasmic reticulum membrane; signal recognition particle receptor complex
Molecular function (GO): GTPase activity; GTP binding; signal recognition particle binding
Source: RefSeq, a predicted model, not a curated record